AAUAAUCCCACGGUUAUGCAGAGGCGUUUGGUAUCCGGGAUUUUAACAAAUACGUGUUUUGAGGUGGUUUAGUGUUCGUGAUCUUUCAUUCAUUCACCAGUAAGUCUGGUUGUGUCUCGAUAGAUUAGCACAGUUUAUUACAAGUGACGGUAGAUUUAAUCUUUAGUAUUUUGUCAAAACAUUUUGACCUGUUGUGUUUAAUAAGAGUCGUGCUAAGCUGAGAAACAGACGGAAUUUUUUACUUCUUGUUGAGAAAUGUGUUUGCAAUAUUUCAGCGCAGUGUGAUAGCAAAAAACAUGGAUUGUACAAGAAUUUGUAUCGGGACCCCACCUUUUUAGCAUAUCAAAAGAGUUUCAGAUCUGUAAUAAAGACAGCAGGGGAAGCUACAAGGACCUGCUUUGGGACCGUCUCUAUUUAUGGUAUCAAAUUAGGAUAAAAUAGUACACGGUGCCUACAAGGAUGCGUAUUUGGACUUUCUCUAUUCAUGGUAUUAAAUAAGGACAUGGUGUCUUCAAGGAAUCGUGUUUGGACCUUCUCUAUUCAUGGUAUUAAAUACGAACACUGUGUCUGCAAGGAAGGGUGAUUGGACCUUCUCUGUUUGUCUAGUUUCCUUAUGUUGAUAAUUUUAGCACUAUAUAUUUCAGUCAUCAGACUUUUAAUGAGAAAUCAGAGAUUUAAACAGAAGUGAAAUAUAGUGAUGUUUUCUAAUGUGGAAUGUCGUGCAGCUCUGUGAUAUAUAUAGUCUAAACACGGGAGAAAUCAUCAUUUAAAAUAUCGACGGGUGAUUUAAUGGAAACCAUUUACAGCGGUUCAGGACGGCUUUCGAUACCUGUCAACAAUUGAUUAGACUGAAAACAGUGUCAAGAUGAAUACGCCGGAACAGGAACUACGGCUGCAGGAAAUCAAUGACAGUUAUGUUUCGAUUCUACUUCCGGUAAUCAUAGUCAUUGGAGUGCUUAUGGUGUUGGGUUUAUUCGGAAAUCCGCUUGUUAUCUAUUUUUACGGAUGCCGAAUGAAAACCACGGCAUCCUAUAUGUUUAUAGUGACUUUGGCUAUUUUCGACCUGUUAUCUUGCGUGAUAUCUUUGCCCAUGGAAAUUUCAGACUUAAUCAACUUUUACACUUUCGACAGUGCUGCAACAUGUCGCGCUCUUCGUUUUGUAAAUUAUUUUUCUAGUAUAGGUUCCGGGACGACUCUAAUUGCAAUAGCGGUUGACCGAUUCCGGAAAAUAUGCAAACCUUUCGACGCACAGAUAACCGACAAAAUGGCUAGAUGGAUAAUUGUUGCUGUGAUUGGUUUUGCGCUGUUUUGUUCGUGGCCUUCCAUUUUUCUCAACACGGUAAUUCAGAAAAAUCUAACCGAGGAUACAUCUGUGGUUGCCCGGGAUUGUACUCUAAAUCCAGCUGAUGACUACAAAUUAUUUGUGACAAUCUAUAAUUCGUUUCUUUUCCUGUGCUUUAUCAUCGUUUUCAUAGUGCUUACAGCGUUGUAUACGCUUGUUGGCAGACAACUAUACAAGUUGCGUAGCUUCCGGUUCUACGCCACAGGCAUCGAGAGAAACGUAUCAUCUGCUCGUCCUACGAGUUCGAUGACGGUUGCGAGUGACAUGACAAACUCCGAAGGCAGGAGCAGAACGGAUGAUUUGGCUGGUUUAGGGAAUGACCUCAGGGACGGUUCACUUUCGCCUAUCGGCGAAGACGACUAUGCCAACCGUCGCCCUACCUCGGCCAAUUCAAUCGCGGUCAGUGCUCGGUCGCUGAAAAUGGGUCCACACAAAGUUAUCCCUCAAACAAUGGAUCCAGACCACGAGAAGGACAUUGUAAAUGGAGUAUCGGGAAAAAUUCGGCAAACUAGAAGUUUUACCGAAAAAUCAGGCACCGAAAAAGUUCCGGAGAAUAUUCGUAGAGUAAGUUCGGCUACCAUGGCGAACAAGGGGAAAGCAUUUGGACAAAACAAGUUUGGAAGCCCUAUGCGUGAAGGGUCUGCUACAUCAAGGAUGUCAUACGCGUCCACAGCAAACUCCAUGGCGGAAAUAGAAACACGUGACGCGUACGCUUCAGGAAAUAUUGACCACCGAAAGGAAAAGAUGCGAUCGCAAAAUAUAAACACCAAGCGAUACACGAUAAUUGCUCUGUCCAUAAGUAUUGCGUUUGUUCUCAGCUUUUUGCCCUAUUUGUGUCUAGUGAUAUGGUCAACGUUAUUUAUAACUUAUGACCCGAACGAGUUCACGCCAGCACAGCUUGUUGCCAGUGAGCUUUUUCACAGGUCAUUUUUAUUCAACUGCGCCUUAAAUCCAAUCAUAUACGGCUUCCUGAACACGGAAUUCAAGAAAAUGGUUUUCGGACAAUGUGCAAAACUUUUCUGUUGCUGCUGCAAAACCAGACACAAAGAGGGAGAUAUGGCUCAUGCAGAACUUAGUGGACUGUCCCGGUCUACGUAAUUUACGUCAUUUCCGCUGCAGUAUUCUGCAAUAGACAGAACGACCACGUGUGCUAUAGGAUCAUGUAUGCCUUUCUGGUCUGGUGACGAUUUUACACAGUAAAACUCUUACAUGAUUUGUGGAGCAUCACCAAUCGUCUUCCAGUUAUCAGCACAUCUCCUUUUUUUUCGCGCCGGAAGAUAAAUUCAGAUCAGGAGGGCAUAUGUAAAAAGUUUGAUUUUAAAAUGGAAAAUUAAUUUAUCUUAAUAUGCUUUCAGUAGGUAACUGAAGUGUAUGAAAACGCAUUUUAAAUUAAUUCCGGAACUUAAGUGUUAUAGUGUGAUUCUUAUUAUUACAUUUUUCCAGAAAGAUAUUAGUCCGGACCUUUUUUCGGUUUUCGGAAAUGAUUCCAUUUGAUUUCGUGAACAUAUUUUCGUACCUGUGUACUUUCUAUAUAUAAAUUUUAUGUAACUUAUAAUUUUAUAAUUGACUUAGUGCUCGUGAUAUGUAUAUUUUAUAUUUUUUUUAUAGAUAAUAUAAAUCAAACCAGUUCUUAUGUAUGGGGAGGGUGGGGGGCGGAUGGAUGGGGGUGGUACCCUCGGCAAACGAUUGGCUUUUAACAGCAAUACCUGAGUGUUUAAUUUAUUCAGUUUUUACUUUAUCUUCAUUUCUGUUUCAAAAUUUCCGAUUUUUUAUUUACAAGAAAGCUGUGUUUUCUUUGACAGAAAAUAGCUUCAGUUUUGUUGAAAAGAAAUAAAAGGCAGACUUACAGUAUACGUUUCACACUUAAUGAUUUGUUUUAACAUCAUCACUCCGAAUUACAGUAUUGGCCAAAAUGCCUGUUACAAGAAAGUAUUGAAAAGCCAUUGUAUUAUAAAAGUACAUCUGAGAGUUUUUAUAGCAACAAUGCGCGGCAUGUUAGAUAUAAUAGGUUAGCUAUACAGAGCUCCUACUAUGUAUGUUAGCGGUCCAUUCCACUCACAACAGGUUAUACACUUACCUAACUGUACAUUUACUGUAUACGUCAAAACCCAUGUAUCACUUAUUUACCCUUACACUGGAAUGGAUUCAUCCUAUUUUCACGCAUAUGAAUCUCAAGGCUCUGGUACAGCUAGCAACCUAUGCAUUGCAUGAGAAUGCCUCACACAGUCUUCAAUGACCUAAGGGAGGCAACUUUUAUAAAAAAAAGUACAUCUAAAGGCAUUUUUAAAGAUCCUAGCGCUUCAGUUCUGACUUAAAUCCAACACCUCUGGGUAAAAUUUGUUUGCUCCCUCUAUUUACUUCAUUAGCGAAACAUCCUUUUUCUGUUUGCCAAUUUAUUUAUAAUACAAUGCGGCAAAAUAUCACAUUUGUUAUAUGCUAUUGUAACAUUUUAACGUUUCAAAUAUACAGUGUACGUAUUUUUUAUGUGGUAUUCAUGUUAACUAAAAUGAAAUAGGCUGUAAGUGAAUAUAUAUAAAUAAACGAAUAUAUCAGUUUGUACCUGUGAGUGCUUAUAACAAGGUGUGAUCUUGUGAAUGUAUGAACAAUAAAACAUGUCCCGAAGAGGAAUACAUAAAUUGAA
Molecule: messenger RNA, 3983 nt
Organism: Mizuhopecten yessoensis (Yesso scallop)
Lineage: Eukaryota; Metazoa; Mollusca; Bivalvia; Pectinida; Pectinidae
Product: alpha-2B adrenergic receptor-like
Exons: 2
Coding region: 866-2440 (524 amino acids)
Biological process (GO): G protein-coupled receptor signaling pathway
Cellular component (GO): membrane
Molecular function (GO): G protein-coupled receptor activity
Source: RefSeq, a predicted model, not a curated record